Molecule: messenger RNA, 3863 nt
Organism: Electrophorus electricus (electric eel)
Lineage: Eukaryota; Metazoa; Chordata; Actinopteri; Gymnotiformes; Gymnotidae
Gene: thrap3a
Product: thyroid hormone receptor associated protein 3a
Biological process (GO): positive regulation of transcription by RNA polymerase II
Cellular component (GO): mediator complex
Molecular function (GO): DNA binding; transcription coregulator activity
Source: RefSeq, a predicted model, not a curated record
UGCUGUUCCUGUUCGCUGUCACAGCUCGAAGGUGGCGGAUGACUUUCACUUCGGUAUAGUCUUUGCGUAAUUCGACAUCACACGCUAUACGUGGUUCAUGACACAGCAGCGCGAUUAUUAUGUUGCAUAUGACACUUGAAGCAAGUAGUUAGUGUAGUGGACUUUGUGCAAUAUACUUUCUUGCGCUUGUUUUAACACAAGUAAGUGGUUCUUCAGUGUUCGUUCCUGUCGUUUCUUUGCUGAAAAUAGAUAGUCUCGGCUAAUAACUUAAUUGAACGUGUGGCAUUAAACGAAGACUGUUAGUUCUCGAAGAAUACGACAUUGGGGUCUCUAGUGCACUGAGACAGACAGAAUCGCAGUGAUGUCUAAGACAAUGAGAUCUGCUUCCAGGACCCGCUCCCACUCUGCGUCUAGGUCGAGAUCACGCUCUGAGUCACACUCUCGCUCCAGGUCUCGAAGCAGCUCACGGUCACGCUCAAGGAAACACCGCUAUGGCUCCAGGUCCCGCUCUCGGUCAAAGUCCCAUUCUCCGCCCCAUAACUGGGAGAGGAAACAACCACGGGAAUAUCAAAACCAUCGUGAAUUCAGAGGCUACCACAGAGGCUUCCGGAGGCCUUAUUACUUCCGGGGCAGAGGACGGGGCUUCUUCCGUGGCCGCUUUCAACGUGGAGGGGGAUACAAUAACUUCCGAUCGAAUAAUUGGCAGAAUUUUCGCCAGCAACCACAGCAAAAACAGCAGCAGCAGCAGCAGUAUGCCCACAGCCCCAAGAGAGGGCACUCUCAUUCAUGCACGCCUAAAAAGCGCUCCCGCAGCCAUUCCCGCCGCUCUGACAGGUCUUCUUCACCACAUUCACACCACUCCUCUUCCUCCAGCUCUUCCAGACAAAGGUCUGGGUCUGCUCAGCACAGUUGCAAGGCUGCAAGAGAGGGUGUCUGUGCACCUGAGGAAGCACAGAGGAGUGCAGGAGAUGAGACACUGUCAGAGCAAGGAAGGGCCUGCGCAGAGGCAGAGGGGAGUACAAAAGGAGGCAGAGCACCUGAAGUCUUUCCACUUCCAGUGAACCACGAUAGCAGCUCCAAGAUGGCCAGCCCACAGUUUUGCUCUGCUGUCACUGCUGGUCAUGCUGAUUCAGCUCCUAGUGAAGCACAUUCUGUGUCUGUGAGUUCAGGUACAACUAGCAAUGGCUCCACCUGCUGGCAGACUGUCACCUCUAAGGCUUCUGCCACCAGCCCAUCAAAGAAAAGUCCAACAACAGUUUUCUCUGGCUUUGGACUUUUUUCAGACAUUGAUCAGCAAGAGGAUACGAUUGCCAUGUCCAUGGCAUUUAAAAAAUUCUUGGAGGAGCAGAAGAAUAAAAAGCAGGCUUCUGUUAAUACUCCCACGCACAAAGUGGCAGACAGUGGAAACGGCUCAGGUGAAAAACGGUCUGAAGCCCUUUUGGAUCAGUCGUCUGGGCUCUGUAGGCCUGUAGACCACAACAACAAAAGGGAGAGUCAGAAAUACAAACAUGUUGACAGAGCCCCAUUGCUUUGUGAAGAUGCAGAGGAAGAAGAGGAUGAGGAGACUGAGCCCCAAUUACCCCUGCAGGUUGGUGAGAAUGCCACUUCCAAGCGCACAAGCAAACUCCCAUUCUUUGCUCGGGAACUGUUUGAGCAGCAGGUCAGCAAGCUGGAGCACAUAGAUUGGGACGAUGAACUUGAGGCCUUUCUGCUAAGCAGGAAGCAGGAGAGAGCUGCAAGCUUUUUGGCUGCGUUAUCUAAGAAGGAGAAGCUCUCACGCAAGUUCAGGGAGCUUUCCCCUGAAAGACCAUUAAAGGUGAAACGGAAGGAGAAGUCCACACUGAGCCCCUCUCCCACAUAUGCAGCUCUGCCUCGCAGGAGCUCUGAGAGGCGAGAGCGAGAGAUGAUCAUGAAUAUGAGGGAUGAAUCCCCACCACCCAGGCAUUCUGGGAAAAGAGAGACAGAGUUCAGUCUCAGAAUGGAUUCGCUUAGUGACAACCUGGCGAGAUCCUCUGUUUUGUCUAAUGACUGGAGGAAUGCUAUGGAUUUUGUGCACCCUGAUAAAAAGGAACAGGAAUUCCACUCAGUGUUCCAGCACAUUCCAUGUAAUAAGUUAUGCAGAAGCCCCUCAGAGCUAUUCGCUCAGCAUUUAGUUGCAAUUGUUCAUCAUAUCAAAGCGCAACAUUUCCCUUCCUCUGGAAUGACUUUAAAUGAUCGAUUUGCCAUGUAUCAAAGAAUAGCUGCUGAGAAAGAAAUUGCAAAGCCAAGGAAGAGUCCAGAGAUACACAGGCGAAUUGAUGUUUCUCCCAGUGCUUUUAAGCGACACUCUCUCAUGUUUGAUGAAUUGAAAGGCUCCGUGGAUAGCAGCUUCAAGGUUGAUGGUAAACAAUUGAAAGGUGAUACAGUGGACCUUCGGUUAGAUAUUGAGCACCGUAAAAAGUACAUAAGCAGAGACCCAAAUGACAAACAGGAAGGGGAUGGAGAAUCAGGGGAAUCUCCUGGGUCAGACAUGGAGAUAUCCAUUGAGAAAUCUUUGAAGCACCAUAAAAAAUCAAAAAAAAGCAAGAAAAAACAAGAACGCUCUCACUCUUCAUCCUCCGUGUCCGCUCUUUCUCAUGAGGAGGAGGCUGAAUCCACAGAGGAGACCUUCAGCAAGGCCCAGCUGCAGCUCCGAGAAUGCUCCGGGCCCAUGGAGAGGGGGCAGCAGCAGUUCAGAACACAAGCUAGAGGCUGGAACAAAGUUAAUUCCUUUGGAAACAAUAGUAAUAGCAAUAUCAAGACUUAUGUGACAGUGCAUCCAAAGAAUGAGGACUGGGAUCAAGAGCACAUGCCUAAAAUCAGAAAAUACUGCCUGCAAGUGGGAAAGGAUGGAGAGGGGGAGAGAAAGUGGGCGGCGGCUGGGGGGCGUGGCCAGCCAAGUGUCCCUCGUGUGAAGGGCCGUUUUAUCCUGCGGCGACCCACCAGUACCUGCACUACAAACAGCUCCAGCUCUGACUGGAGCCAUGGCAAGUUCCAGGCCAGCAGUGAGGAUGGUGAGCGGCCAGGCAACAGCACAGAGCAGGACCACAAAAAAUAAACCAAUGCCUGAGCUCCAGCUAGCAGGGGAAAGAAGGAUUAAGCACUAGCCAUUCCCCACACUUUUACACUGGCUGGACAGGACCAGGGAUUCGUCGUACAUCAAUGUCUGCAGUUCACUUGUUACCAUCAAGAGUGUGAAACAUUUAUUCAGUAGGAGACCAUUAGAAUCCAAGCCCUUCCUUUUACUAGGGGUAUUCUGUAAUGCAUUUUGUAAAAUUACUUUAGCAUUAAUGUGUUUUUUUUUCCAUUAAGAUGUUAUCUAUGUGUUUGUAAUAGAUUCUUAGGUGCACUCUUUUACUAUGCAGUGGAAAGUGGUUGAUUUUUUCCCUUUUUAUAUGCACAGAUAUUUACAAAUGAUCACAUUUAAAGGGAAAUAUGGGAUACAGUUGGUGCCUUAAGAGAUGGAUAUGCUGAGCUGAUUUUGCUAAAAAGCAAUUAGAUUUUGAAUUUAAUGGAAAGCUUAGUAUGUCACAUAAGUACAAAGAUGAACAUGGUCUGUCUCUGUCAGAGAUUAACAUGAAUCUACUGUAGCAAUAAAAAUAAAGUGAGUAAAUUAUGAGAAAAUUAGGAGCAAGAUACAAGUUAUCACUGUGUCUGUGGUGGAUUAUACCCACUGCAUUACAUUUCUUACACAUAUUGCUUUUCUGACAUCAUAAAUCUGAAACUUCGACUCACCAUGUCUGUUAAGUGUGUCCAGGUCCUUGUAUGUCUGAGCAGAGAAUAUAUCUUAUUAAUUUCUCAGUUGUUGGCAAAUUGUUUAUCCAAUAAAUAUCUUCAGUACUUUC